CCUGCCUCUCUCCUCCCGGCGCCCUGCUUCACGCCCCACUCUCCAGGGCUGGGCUAUGCCGCGGGUAUGGUGCCCCCAGGGUACCCCAGCCCAGCCACUCCCCAGCUCCUGCCCCCCGGCCUACUGGACGAUACCAGGUUUGCCCCCCCCAAGGGACUGCCCCAGGGCAGGGGCAGGCAGCCAAAGGCAAAGCCCGGGGGCACCAAGGUGAAGAGGCUGCCAGGACCCUCCACACUGCCCCCCCCGGCGGUGCCCAACCCCUGCCUGAGCCAGCUGCUGACCUCAGCCAAGCAGGAGCUGGCCCAGGAUGCCCCAUGCCCAAUGGGUGCAGGACUCAUGCCCUCAUCCCCUGUCUCCCUGCAGAGCACUGUCCCCGACGUCCCUGCUGCCUUCCUCCCCAGAAUGGCCCAGCUGAGCCCAGGGCUGGCUCCUGGCUCCAGCUCGUCCCAAGCAGUGCCAGUGCCACUGGUGAGCACCCAGCCAGGGCCACUGCUGGUCCCCAAAGCAGAGCAGCUGUCCCCCAUAUCAGCUUGUGGGAGUGACUGGCCCAAGCCCAGCCAGGAUUCCCCAGGACCCACUAUGAGGCUGGGCACUGGCAUCUCCCUGCACCACCCCGUGUCCCGUCGGGGCAGGCCUGAGUCCAGCAAGAUGGAGAGCCGCCGCAUCAUGCACAUCUCUGCCGAGCAGAAGAGACGCUUCAACAUCAAGCUGGGCUUUGACACGCUGCACAGCUUGGUGAGCACGCUGAGUGCCCAGCCCAGCAUCAAGGUCAGCAAGGCCACCACCCUGCAGAAGACAGCAGAGUACAUCUGCAAGCUGCACCAGGAGCGGGCAGCUCUGCAGGAUGAGGCACAGCGACUGCGGGAGCAGAUCGAGGAGCUCAAUGGCUCCAUCAAGCCUGUUUUGCGCUUCAACCAAAUGCGCAGCAUGUUCGACGAGUACGUCCGCUCCUCCACGCUGCAGAACUGGAAGUUCUGGAUAUUCAGUAUCAUCAUCCGGCCUCUCUUUGAGUCUUUCAAUGGCAUGGUCUCCACAGCCAGCUUGGAGAGCCUCACCCAGACAUCGCUCGCGUGGCUGGACCAGCACUGCUCCCUCCCAGCGCUUCGGCCGACCAUCCUGAGCUCCCUCCGGCAGCUGAGCAUUUCCACCUCC
Messenger RNA from Eurypyga helias (sunbittern), 1152 nucleotides. Its product is annotated as carbohydrate-responsive element-binding protein-like. Lineage: Eukaryota; Metazoa; Chordata; Aves; Eurypygiformes; Eurypygidae. Gene Ontology annotation, molecular function: DNA-binding transcription factor activity, RNA polymerase II-specific; protein dimerization activity; RNA polymerase II cis-regulatory region sequence-specific DNA binding. Gene Ontology annotation, cellular component: nucleus. Gene Ontology annotation, biological process: regulation of transcription by RNA polymerase II. The annotation marks the transcript as partial. The transcript is spliced from 10 exons. The record is from RefSeq and is a predicted model, not a curated record.